This is a messenger RNA of Megalobrama amblycephala (Wuchang bream), 3713 nucleotides long. It is a transcript of the gene serinc5, whose product is annotated as serine incorporator 5. Gene Ontology annotation, cellular component: membrane. The record is from RefSeq and is a predicted model, not a curated record. Bases 359 to 1738 code for a protein of 459 amino acids. The transcript is spliced from 12 exons. Lineage: Eukaryota; Metazoa; Chordata; Actinopteri; Cypriniformes; Xenocyprididae.
UUAUGACGAUAGCGGAAGUGAUAUACGGUGAGGGUUUUAUUUAAUUUGGAUGCGAGAUCAAUGCUAAACGAGAUUAAACAACAAAGCACCAAUGUAACCCAACACGGCUUUGACUUCGGUUUUAUCUAGGCCAUCAUCUCGCAGACUUCCCCACGCAGUCCAGCUCUUUUUCUGCUGCUCGCUGCCUCGCUCGCACACGUCACAGUCUUUUGUGAGCAGCGGCGCGCUCGCACAGACUGAUCGCGGGUGCGCGAGACUACAGAAGACACUAUCCACGGUCGCGUUAUUUAGUAUCUCACGAACAACAACAUUUGAACUGGAUUAGUGCGUGUAAAGGAGCAUUUUCCUCGUUGUCAGCAUGUGUACCACGUGUUGUGUAUCUCAGCUGGCCUGCUGCUGUGGACCGGCUGCCUGCUCGCUAUGCUGCGGCUGCUGUCCCAAGAUCAAACAGUCCACCUCGACACGAUUCAUGUACGCUCUCUUCUUCAUGCUGGUCACGGUGACCUGUGUCAUCAUGAUGUCCCCCACUGUGGAGACUGCAAUGCGAGAACAUAUUCCUUUCUACACAGAAAUGUGUCAACAGCUCAAUGCGGGGGAGAACUGCAGUACCCUAGUGGGCUAUUCAGCCGUAUAUAAAGUCUGUUUCGGCAUGGCCUGCUUUUUCUUAUUAUUCUCUGUGUUCACCAUUCGUGUGCGAACCAGCACAGGAUGCCGGGCAGCUGUUCACAACGGGUUCUGGUUCUUUAAGUUCGUGGCUUUGCUGGCCUGCUGUGCAGGCGGAUUCUUUCUCCCAAAUCAAGACAAGUUUCUAGAAGUCUGGCGUUAUGUGGGGGCAGCUGGUGGUUUUCUCUUCAUCAUGAUCCAGUUGAUGCUUCUCAUUCAGUUUGCCCACAGAUGGAAUCAAAACUGGUACUCAGGAGCCAAAUAUAAUAAAAUGUGGUAUGCAGCGCUGGCUUUUGUCACACUUGUGCUGUUCUCCGUGGCAGUGGGAGCCAUGGUGUUUAUGAUCAGGUUCUACACCCACCCAGAGGCCUGCUUCCUCAACAAGCUCUUCCUGGGAGUCAACUGCGGCCUGUGCUUCGUCGUGUCCCUGCUGGCCAUCUCGCCCUGCAUUCAGACCUUCCAGCCCACCUCAGGUCUGCUGCAGCCCGCGAUCAUCACUGUCUACGUCAUGUACCUAACCUUCUCAGCUCUCGCCAGCAAACCCAUUGAAAUGGUGGAGGAAGACGGAAAAAAUGUCACUGUCUGCGUUCUUCCCUUUAAAUCAGGACUGAAGAAUGACACUAACAUAGUGACGGGCAUCGGAACGGUCAUACUGUUCGGCUGUAUACUGUACUCUUGUUUGAUCUCCACCACCAAGAGGAGUACAGCAGCAUUGCAAGUGUACAGGAACGAUAUGCCUGAAAAUGAGAGAGCACGCUGCUGCUUCUGCUGUGUUGAUGAUACAGAAGACAAUGAUGACGAGAAGACUGCAGGAGGGCAGAAUGUGAAGUAUGAUGAGAAAGAUGGCACAAUCUACAGCUACUGGUACUUCCAUUUUGUUUUCUUUCUCGGCUCCCUCUACGUCAUGAUGACCGUAACCAACUGGUUUCAUUAUGACAAUGCAAAGAUCGAGAGGCUGCUGGAGGGGAGCUGGUCAGUGUUCUGGAUCAAGAUGGCAUCAUGUUGGGUCUGUUUAUUUCUGUACAUGUGGACCCUGGUGGUUCCCAUGCUCUUCCCAAAGAGAUUUCAAGCCUAAAAACUCUUCACACAUGAUCCAGUAUCACCACUGUCCAUUUACAACUACUGUGUGUGUGAGAGAGAAAGAGAGAUUAUGAUGAUAAUGUUUAUGUUGUUUGUUUUUUUUAAUUUGUUUUAGUAUAGUAACGGCUCAAAAGCUGCUUAUGUUUUGUUUUAAGUAUAUUUCCAUGGAGAUUUGUUACAGAAAUCAUGUUAUGGUUGUUCCCAUACUGAUGUAGGGCUCUUGUUUUCCUCUAACAUGAAGGUAUAAAAACAAAGCAUUGCUCAGGCUCACACAUCACCUGUAAGUGUCUUGCUUGUUACGCUUUUCUUUUGGUAGCUGAAGAAUUCUAUGCAAAUCCAAAAACCAUCUGGGAUUUUCAUUCAAGAGUUUGUCUGCAUUUUUGAAAGUAAUAUUUUUAGGUUUUUAGUGUUUUUAUAGUUAUGUUAUUUCACUACGAGGGUGUUUUACUAAGGUAACAAGAUUUCAGUUGCAUGGCUGCACUCAUGGGAACAAAAACCAUCUGAGAAAUGACUCCGCAAGGUUAUUCCUGUACAUGUAUAUGAAUAGAUUUACUCAUAUGAGAGGUCUUGUUACUGUAUUUAUUGAAACAUCCUCAUAGCUUCCUUUUAAGACUGCACCAAAACAAUAUUUCCAAAUAAGUCUGCAACAUUCCUAAAGUUUCCUGUCUUUCGGUUUCAUCUUCAAUCUCAGGUAGUGAUGAAUGCUACAUAUUUAGCAUAUGGUAUUUCCAGUGAAUCAUACCAUUCUAAGUAAAGCAUGUGACUGCCAUUCCCAGUAAAGGUUUGUACACUGAUUAAAAAUGGACAGGGAAAGCCAAGGCCACAACAUUGUGCCCCAAAAACUUAAACUGCCAUGCAGAUUGUCAUCAGAUUGUUAUAUGUAUGGCCCACAGCAACAUUGAAACAUUUUUCUUGCUUACUUUCCUUAUUUUGUUACAAUUUAAAUGGUGCUUUAGACCAUGGAUGUCCAUAUUUUAUCUCAGCUCAUGCACUAGGCCAGCAAGCAUGCCAUUUCUCAAAGAACACGUUUAUAUACCAUCUUUUAUACUUAUAAAGCAUUGUUACAGCUCUGUACAGCUAUUCUAUUUAACCUUUCAGAGGUUUUAUUGCUAAAAGUGCAUGUUUGUGUUUCUUGAUUGUGGUGUUCGGUUUACAUAGUUACAGGAUCUGCCUAUAUUAGACGUACUGUAGCAUUCCUGAUGCUCCCUGGUAGAAAAAAAAAAAGUGGUUGGCGUUGUCAAUGAUGAAGGAAAUAGAAUCUAGAACUGGAAUUAUUUGACAUUUUAUGGUUAUUUCCUGUGUAGCAGUUGUAGCUGCCCUAAAUGUUUUGACCAAACUACAGACAAACCAAAAUCUCAGUCACUAGAAUUGGAGCUGCCAUGUCUUUACUUUGUUACUUUAUGAAUAACUUCUCUUAAAUGCCCUAAAGAAAUCUGAUGAUGUUUUUCUAAGUUUUGAGUAAAUUAAAUCUUUGCCUUAAACAUUACAUGUUACAACUGCAUCAAGCUAUACUGUUUUAUGUAGCCUGUGAAUAAUUUGAUGCUCAGUAUUUGGUUUAAGUGUUUGUCUAGAUUAAACAUUAUGCUUUCCUUUACUUACAAAUAUGCUGAACAUAAAUGUGACAUUUAAUUGCAAUAUGUGCUUUAUGUAAAUAGUCCUUUGUAAAGAUGACCACUAGGUGUACUCAUAGUAUUGCAAAAAAAAGUAAUCUUGCGCUUAGUGCUGUUCUCACUAAUUUCGCAUGAAGGCAUUAUAAUCCAAAUGUACAGUAAGUUUAAAACAACUCUCUUCCUCAUUUAUAUGCCUUGUUUAUUAUUAUUAUUAUUAUUAUUAUUAUUAUUAUUUACUUUUUCUCAUCAUUUCAAUGUUUCAUGAAGGGUCAAAUGAGUUUAACUGUUGCAGGAUCAAACCCAUAUUCUUUAUAGUGUUUUUAUUGGUAUUGCCACUUUCAAUAAAAAAAGACAAAUGGA